Messenger RNA from Nothobranchius furzeri (turquoise killifish), 2133 nucleotides. NCBI's taxonomy places the organism in Eukaryota, Metazoa, Chordata, Actinopteri, Cyprinodontiformes, Nothobranchiidae. The record is from RefSeq and is a predicted model, not a curated record.
AUGGGCAAUUUUCUUGCACAGAAGACUUGCUCUCCAGCUCUGGAUGAAGAUUCAGAGACUUACAUCAGCAUGAAACAACCACAUUUGUCAGAGAAUCGUGGUUUAGUUUCAUCAAACAAACGAAAAAUGGUUUCAGACCAUGAAGCUCCCACUAAAAGGUUUAAGGUUUCUGAAGAAGACAAACUCUCUGAAAACAACCCUAACAUCAUACAAACAGAGAAAUUCUCAACUAAAUGCAUUUCCUUUGACGGUGAAAAUCCAGAAAAGGAAUGCAGAUGUUUGGUUACUGAGAAUGGAUCGACGUCUGCCAAAAGCAGAAACGUUUUUGAUCGCAAGUCUCUCACAAAAACGUCUAGGAUCUCAGAUGAAGGCUGUUUAUCCACAGACAUACAGGCUCCAGUAAAAAGGGUCUCAAAGAGGUUAAUCGACCUGGAUGGUGAGGGAUCUGAAAGUCCAGCAAAGAGACUCAGACUGUUAGCUUCUGAAAGUCCCUUGCCUUCAGCUAAAGAGCUAUUUGACGCAAAAUACAAGCAACAAAACCAACUCGGAAAGGGUGGCUGUGGAUCUGUUUAUGGUGGCUACCGCAGGGCAGACAAUUUGCCAGUGGCAGUCAAAUACAUACCGAAGGAAAAUGUUGUCUGGACUGAAAAGAACGAGAAUGGCCAGCAGCUCUCUGUUGAGGUAGCCGUCAUGCUAAAACUUCAGAAAGAGAAAACCAGUUCGGUGGGGAAGUCAGCUCCAGUUUCCCUCCUGGACUGGUACGACUUAAACGAAGAACAGAUUCUGGUGUUGGAGAGACCAGUACCUGCAGUGGACCUGUCACAGUUUAUUGAAAAUAACAAAGGGCCUCUACAGGAGAACCAGGCUAAAACUAUUGUAAAACAGCUGGUUGAUGCUGUCAAUCAUCUGGAGGACACCAACAUCUUCCACAGAGACAUCAAACCUCAAAAUAUUCUGAUUGAAACAGGAUCAGAAAUCCCUCAUCUGCGACUGAUUGACUUUGGACUGAGUUGUUUCACCGACAAAGAGUAUGAAGACGGCUGGUUCUACGGCACAGAGAAGCACGCCCCUCCUGAGUAUAUUUCUAAAAGCAUUUACGAGGCAGGACCAGCAACUGUGUGGCAGGUAGGGGUUGUUCUCUAUGAAAUGCUCCACGAAAGUUUGUUUGACUCUACAAAAUUUCUCAAAAAUGAACUCAAAAUCAGGACGGAUCUCUCUCCAGACUGUAAGAGACUCCUAAAGAGCUGCUUCAUGAGAACCCCAUGGCGACGUCCCACCUUAAAGCAGCUCCAAAGUCACCCUUGGCUUUUAUAAAACGCAGAAACUAAAGUCUUCAAGGGUGUGGAUUCAACUCAACCAGCACCGAGCUAGAUCCCUCCUAACUCAGUCGCCCUUCGACCACCAACAGAGUCACUCAUCCUCCCUCUGGAUUUCUCUCAACCCACUGCAGGACUGGGGUCAAAAAACGACCCUGGCGGUCCACCAUAGCUAUUUAUAUGACAGGAUUUGCAAAAGAUACACAAAAUACCUGAUAAUUUAUGUGCACAAUGUGUUAGAGGCUUUAAAAAAAGCCUAAGGCAUUCAAUAAUCUUCUCAGUGUGACGUUGGGACAGGAUUACACCAAUCAAGUGUUUUUUAACUAAAACACAGUUUAUGACCAAAAAUUAGCUAAGAUAAAACUCAAUUCUUACUCAUAACUUCAAAAAUUAGCUUUGUAAGUUUGCUUCUGAGCUUCUUAUGCAGGUAGAGUAAUACUGCUGUAAAGAGGAGUCUGGGCUUUAAACAGCUGCUUCUCUGAAUAGGAUCACGUUGCUUGUUGCAACUGUGUUUUUCUUCAAUAUGUGUGUUUAGCUUUUAUUCAAUUCUUCAUUUUAGCAUCAUAUUUGAGGUAGACAACGUGGAUCCUAUCAUAAGUACGGUACUUUGGCAUAACCUAGUUUAAAAACUCAGAAAAACACACAAAAGCAAACAAACAAGAAGUUUAAAUAAGCAAAUGGCUAAAAGCGUAACAGCUUCACUAAGCAGAAAAACAUUUAGUCAGCAGUUUCUUUAAACAGCUAAGUUUAGAAGUUUAAUAAUUAAAUGUGGUAAAAACAAAAACACAAGUAGAUAGCAGGUGCAACGAAAUUGUUA